GUGGAAUUGCAUAAUGGUGAUCUUGUACGAAUUGGACGAGCUCAGCCGUUUGUGUUCGAAAAACGGAGCCUUAUUCCGUUAAAUGGAAAUGUAAGCAAUGCUAUCGAAGAAGCUCCUGAAAAGGACAACUCCAAAACUGCAAUGUUUCCAGUUUUAGGAGUAAAGAAGCAUUUGUCGGUCAAGAAGUCCAAGACUGGUGCUGAUCGACCUGGAACAGCUCUGAUCAAGUCAAAGCGGACAGCUGCUAAUACUGCUGAAAAGAAGCUUGAUGAUCGUGGAGAUGAUCGCCGUGCAUCGCCGUCAUCUUCUAUUGAGACAAACUCCAUCAACUCUCUAUCGACCGUGUCGUCAGAGACUCUGCAUUGA
Molecule: messenger RNA, 366 nt
Organism: Ostertagia ostertagi
Lineage: Eukaryota; Metazoa; Nematoda; Chromadorea; Rhabditida; Trichostrongylidae
Source: the annotation of a GenBank genome assembly